Molecule: messenger RNA, 2841 nt
Organism: Kalmanozyma brasiliensis GHG001
Lineage: Eukaryota; Fungi; Basidiomycota; Ustilaginomycetes; Ustilaginales
Product: Biotin/lipoate A/B protein ligase
Exons: 1
Coding region: 1-2841 (946 amino acids)
Biological process (GO): protein modification process
Cellular component (GO): cytoplasm
Molecular function (GO): biotin--[biotin carboxyl-carrier protein] ligase activity
Source: RefSeq, a predicted model, not a curated record
AUGUCAGGGUCUACUUUGUCGACCAUCUUCCCCAACAUUUGCACGCGAGCAGGUGGUCGACGCUUUCUCUCCACCGCGGUCCAGCCUGCGAGACCACCAGAGCCACCCCAUCGGAGGGUGCAACUUGCUAGCUGUUCGUUCGGACGAGCACAGGGUCAAGCAUCCGCAGUGUGGGCUGCUCGUGCCAUUGCUAGCGCCAUCAGUGCGGCCACACCAGCACGGGGCGCUAACCCGAUCGCGUCGUCUUCGGCCAGCGGCGGCAUUCGACUGCGAUCUCCAUUCCGGUGUUCCUCGCUCAGUACAGCAUCAUCCCGUCGCUCACUUGGGCUCGCCGCCAUGUCGGACGUGCUUGUCUACUCUGGACCGGGAGUCUCGACCUCGGCCCUGCACCACACGCUCAAGACGCUACGCACGCUGCUCACCACGUACGAUGUCAAGACGGCGGAUGCCAAGACGCUGGCUCUCGAUCCGUGGCAGAAGGGUGCAGCGCUCGUGGUCAUUCCUGGCGGUCGAGAUCUGCCGUACGUCUCCGAGCUCGCCCGGCCGUACUCUCGCGAUACAAAUGCCUCCUCAUCGUCUGGCAGCAGGACAGCGUCCGCGCAAGUGCGCGCCUACGUCGAGUCGGGCGGCAGCUUCCUUGGGAUCUGUGCAGGCGCAUACUACGCUUCCGCGCACUGCACCUUUGAGCGCGGCACGAGCAUGGAGGUGGACGGCGAGCGACCGUUUCUUCGGUUCUUCCCUGGGACCUGUCAGGGGACGGUAUAUCCCGGAUUCGUGUACGAGUCCGACAAAGGAGCACGAAUUGUGGACAUCGAGCGUACGAGAGAGAGCGACCAAUGGAGGUGCCACUACAACGGGGGCGGAGCGUUCAUGGACGCCGAUCGGUUUGCGGGGGACGGCGUCGAGGUGCUCGCUCGCUACGCGCAGGUGCAGCCGGACGAGCUGCGUCUGGACAUCGACUUGAACAGCGGAGAGGCGAAGCAGAGACGGCCGGACUACGGUGGGGAGGCUGCGGUGGUGCUUUCGUCAGUUGGGCUUGGCAAGGCGUUGCUGUUCGGAACGCACCCGGAGUUCCCACUGUUGCCCACAUCAACGCCCGUACUCUUGGCGGAGAACGGUCAGACACAGGCGCAGGAUGACAAGGAUCGCGACGAGCACGAUAGACAGCUCCGCGUGCACGAACAGCGUCGGCUGCAGUGGAUGCACGAACUGUUCUCGCAGCGAUUGGGGCUGCGUUCGGAGCUGCCUCAGUGGGCUGCUCCAACGAAGCUGUCUGAAGCAGCUCGUGCGGCGGGAGCAGCGAGUACAGCUGUCGAGACGGAAGAGCCUAAGCUGCAGCCCAUUCUUCUUGCAUCGAUCGGCGAAGGGUCGGAUCAGGUCACUAACGAUAUCGUGCAGAAGCUCGCUGCGGAAGCGUCCAGCUCAGCAUCGCAUAUCGAAGGGUUCGGGUCGAGCUCUGCCUUGAAAGGCGCCAUCGUGGCCAGCGUCAAGGACUCGAACGACACGAUGCACUUUGCUUCCGCAGACGCAAACGCCAUUCGGGAGGCUCAGGGGUUGUGCUCUUCCGCCGACUACGCUGCUUUCUCCAAGCCCAUCGUUCCCGCGCCUGCCGCCGAUGGAAGCGCUGAGGACUCGAACUCAGACAAGGAAGUCGACUUGGACUCGGUGCCCAAGUACGUGCUCGUCUGCAAGCAAGAUCGACCCUCCUCUGACGUCCUUCCCUACUGGAACAUCGCCGAGUACGAAAAGCAUCUAUUGCACUUCCGACAGAUCAACUCUCAAAGAGAGAGCGACAAGGAACCCGGUCAUUGGUCAACAUGGCGUGCGCCGUAUGACCCGUUCAACCCUUUCGGUUCCUCCGCCAGCACGACACCCACCGAUCUCCGAUUCGGCACGCCCAUGCUAUACACGCAGAUGGUGACGUCCACCCAAACCAUGCUGGACAAGAACUUCCGUCUACUUUCCGCCCUGCCUGUCGGAACAACCUUCUUUGCGACGCAGCAGAUGUCCGGUCGAGGGCGGGGUGGCAACCGGUGGAUCUCGCCUAAGGGCUGUUUGCAGUUCUCCACCGUCUUCCGUGUUCCCGUCUCGAUGGCUUCCAAAACCGUCUUCCUUCAAUACCUUUCUGCGCUUGCUGUCGUCGAGGGCAUUCGUAUUGCUUUAGGCGACAGUGCAGCGGGUCGUGCAGUGGCGGACAAAGUACGCAUCAAGUGGCCGAACGACAUUUACGCCGAGAUCCCUCCCGCGUCGGACGGACGGGCGAAGACGGCGACCUUCGAACUCAACGGCAAACGAUAUGCCAAGCUGGGCGGUAUCUUGGUCAACUCGCAAUUCAGCGGCGGGAGCGAGUUCGUGCUGAUCUCUGGGUGUGGUGUCAACUGUCUCAACCCUCGUCCGACGACGUCGGUCUCGGACCUCAUUGCGAUUCACAACGACACCAACGAGGGGGAGAAGCUGGAUGAGAUUACGCAGGAAAAGCUGGCAGGUGCGAUAUUGUCCACGUUCGACUCGAUCUGGCGCACCUUCAUGCAGAAUGGAGGCAACUUUGCGCCGUUUGUGCCGAGGUAUAGACAGGCUUGGCUGCACAGCGAUCAGGAAACGACGCUGACCGAGGAUGCGCUCAGGAGCGGUGAAGGAGGCGGAGAGGAGAGUGUUAGAAUCGUAGGUAUCUCAUCCGACUUCGGUCUGUUGCAGGCCGUCCCUAGGACGAGCAACGUGCAUGCGAAGGAUGGAAGGGCUUGGGGAGACACAAAGGAUGCAAACGCGAGUGGGAUCAUCCAGCUCCAGCCGGAUGGGAACUCGUUUGAUAUGCUGCAGAAUUUGGUCAAGCGCAAGGUGUAG